AUGAAUUCAUUUACUCCAACUAAGCAUAUAAAUUUAAUCUUUGCUUGCUUACUCAUAUAUUAAGCCUUAUUUCUUUUUUUAUAUAAAUGGCUAUUUUAUUGAUUUAUUGCAAGAAUAUACUUAAAAUGAUAUAUAGGCUUUUCCCUAGAAUAGCGCGAUAAGGCGCUGGACUGGAGGAAUUUCAUUAUAUGAAGGACAGUGGUUCUAUCUUUAUUGGAUAGGAACUAGUGGGGCUGAGUUGUGGAACUUUUAAUUUUCCAUUUUUUUUGGCUCAUCAAAUGGUUCUGACGAACUAUUUGACCAGCACGUGAAAUAAAAAAAUGAUUAAUCAACAUAAUUUUUUUAAAAUCUUUGGUCAUUAGGAUUAUCAGAAUUUUUAAUAGACACGCAAAAUUCUAUUUAGAUAAAGACAAAGCCAGCCUAGUGUGCACUAUUUUUGCCCAAAAAUUAAAUGCAUGAUGGUUUGACCCGCUUUAGACAGUAAGAACCUGAUGAGAAGAACUUUCUUCUACUAGCGUAUCAUGGUGGGCGGAGCUUGCGUAUGACUGAAUUUUGGGCUUGAGCUCGGAUUCCCACAUACGUAAUUUUUAGGCUGUUUUUCAAGGCCCUUAACCAAUAGGCAAUAAUGGGAUUAAAAUUCAGAUUAUCCAUAUGAUCAGAAAAUUAAAAAAUUAUUGCGAUUCGUCAGAUUUGCUUGUCAGAAUCAUUUAACGAGCCAAAAAUAUAACUUUUGCAAGUAGCAUUUUUUCAAUUUCUAAGAUUGAAUUGAAGCCAAUACCUCAGUCCCACUAAUUGCCUCUCCAAUAAAGAUAGAAAGUACUGUUCUUCAUAUGAUGAAACUCUUUCGGCCCAGCUUAGAAUAGCACCUUAUUGCGCAAUUCUAGGGAAAACCUAUAUGUUUUAUUGGCUUUUAAUUAAUAAUUAUCCCUAUAUGCUUUAAAAUAGAGCAUCUAUAAAUAUCAAAUGAAAUUCACAUAAAAUCUAUAGCAAGAUUAGAGCAAAGAGCACUAAAAACUUCCAAGGCGUUUCCGUGUCUAAUAAAAUGCCACAUAUCCAAGACUACACCUACAUGAAUGAGGUUUCCUUAAUCAAUACGGACAUUUACAAAGACAUUAAUAAAAAAUCCAAAGAGCUAAUGAUAGAAACAGUCAGCAAGUCAAAAGACCAUAUUAUUAGCAUCAUCAAAGACCUUAAAUUAAUGAUUUCUAAAGAAGCCACUUCAAGCUCAACUCCCCCAAAAAAAUUCACUUUUCUAUAUAAAAAUCUGCAGAUGUCUAUAAUUUCUUUAAAGUCUGCCUUACAAAAUCUAGAUAAAAUUCUCAAAGAAAUUCUUAUAACAAACCAAGUCUGCAUCUCAAAAAUGCUGGACUCGAUUGAAUUAGGCUUGAUAGGAUCUUCAGAACGGCUAGAAGAAAUAAUCAGUAACAUUAAACCUUUGCAGCUUGAUAUUAAAAAUGUCGAUGGGGUGUUAAAUAUCAAAAUAAAACAUUUAAAGAGAUAUACUAAUGCCAAUAGUUUAUUUACAUACAAAUUAAACCAUUUAAAAUAAACAUGCACUAAUUCUAACCUAUUUACGACAUAAAGACGAUAAUUUAUGAAUUUUAUUGUAAAUAAGUAUAUCAAGAAAGCGUUAUGAAACUAUGCUGCUAAAAGACCGAACUGAAGAAACAUUAUCAUCUUAUAAAACAAUUGGUAAAAGAAUGUAUAAGCUGAAAAAAUACGACACAUCAAUUGAGUAUCUUUUAAAGUUUAUCGAAUACCAAAAUACGGAAAAAUAUAGUAAAGAUACAUUUGAGGUGCUAUCUUUAUUAGGAAAAUCAUAUUAUAUGUCUGGAGAAUAUGCAAAAGCCCAAGAAUAUUUCAAAAUUGCAGAAAAAACAAUUGAAGAUAUAUGCUCUUUGCAGUCGUCAAGAAGAAAAAAAAUUGAAGAAAUGAUGGCAAGGGUAUCUAAAAAACUUGAGCUUAUAAAUGAGCAAGAAUUAUCAAAUUUUUUUAAUUAA
Messenger RNA from Blepharisma stoltei, 2000 nucleotides. Lineage: Eukaryota; Ciliophora; Heterotrichea; Heterotrichida; Blepharismidae. The record is from the annotation of a GenBank genome assembly.